UAUCAAUAAAAUAAACUAGUAUACAAACAUUUUAUUUAUAUCUAUUAAAAAUGAUUAGUUUCAUCAAUUUCUUAUGGGACAUCCUGUAUUAUGACAAAAAUAUUGAGAAAGGGCAGUAUGCCUUCUUUUCUUACUGUGAUUUUAACCAUAAUUUAAACUGCGGUAUGUCAAACACAUUCAGCCACGUAUGCAAUCUAUCUGGAUGAUGUGAGUUUUGAUUCCAAAGGAUCUCUGCGAGAUAAUCAAGUCCGUUGAAAGAGCAUUUAUGCGUCUGUAAAGUAUAGUCUAUUUCUCUAUUUUUUUCCAAGCCACAUUUUGCGCAUCGAUUGUAAAAUAAUUAUCUAGAAAAUGAUAUCGUACUUCUAGAGCGUUUCGACGGUCAGCUUCAAUCAACAUCUUCUCCAUCGCACUUAAUAAAGUCGGGAAUAUAUUUUUGUUCAAGUAAUCUGGAACGCUUUCACGGGAUGAAUUCAUCGUUCCAUUCGCCUGUCAAAAAACCGUUAUGAAUCUAUUAAUUAAACGAAUAUAGAUACAAAUCAACUGUGAACUAUUAUAUUUAGCUUAUGUCAAAUUUACUUGUCAACUUUAAACGAUAAGAGAAGCCACAAUACACAAUGUUGAAAAGUAGAAAAUCGAAAUUCUAUAUAUCACAUUUCAUUCAUUUUUAUCACAUAAAAUAAUAAAUUUUUAUAUAAAUAUACAAAAGCAACGCAAUUAUAGAAUUUCUAAAUGUCCAGUAAAUCUAUAAGAUAUGAGUGUCUUCCAACUUGUCCUAAAGUGAAGAAAUACCUUCGUGCAGCAAGUACAUUAUUUUCUAAAAUAUUUUAGAAUCAACGCAAAUUAUUAAUAAGUUUUUGAAAAAAAAAAUGUUUCAAAAUAGUCAAAGAAGCGCCUUGGCUGCUGGAUGACAUAAUAUUUCCGCAGAAAAUCGAUGUGCAGCCACAACUUCCGGAUAUUACUCGAGAGCGAGAAAUACAAAACGGGCUGAUCGAUGCAAUUUAUAAAAGACUAGUCGAUUAUCAUGAAAAAAUUGAGGUGACACCGUCUAAAGCGAUAGAAGAUAUCGAAGUGAAAUCUGAAGUCCAAGAAGAAGCAGUUGUCCAGGAACGAGUUGUUAUCCCGACAGAAAAAAUAGUGUAUCAUGAUGAAGACAAAAUCGAUUUGGUUGAAGAAGAAGAAAUCUCGAUUAUCCAGGAGCAACCAGUCAUCCCGACAAAAAAAAUAAAAGAUCGUGAUGAAGAAAAAGUCGAUUUGGUUGAAAAAGAAGAAAUCUCGAUUAUUCAGGAUGAGCAACCAGUCAUCUCGAUGGAAAGGAUAGCGGAUGAAGAAAAAAUUGAGGAAAAGGAAUUAGCUGAAAGAAUUGUAGCAGAACCCGUAAAACAGAUACCCGAGAUUGUCGAGGAAGAGCUCGAACCGGAACUGCAGGAGCUGAAAGAAUAUUUCGAAGCGGAGAGGCGCGUGGAAAAUGGCGAGGAAGAAGGCGCUACUGACUACGAAAAAUUUAUUGACGAGGAAUUGCAGGAGUUUCUGCCCGCUCUAAUAGCGAAGGAAAUUCCGGAAGAGCCGAGAGCGAUGCCUCGAGAAAUUUCCCGGAAUGCGGCCGACCUAUACGAGAAAAUCGAUAGACCGAGAAAGCCUGAAGAAGCGAGACGAGCCAAAGAAGAAGAAGUAAUGGUAUCUACAAAAGUGAAGCGAAUCUUUUCACGCAAAUCUGCUGAUGUCUGCGAUGACACAUGUCCUUUGAUAAAGGAGCAAAAAGGCGAGCUUAUUUUUCAGAAAGAGGAGAAACGUCAAUACUGUCGUUUGCCGAGAAGUAUUGAUUUUUCCCUUCCUAAGAACGUCUACAUAUACAUAUUACAUUAUAUACAUACAUUUUGCAAUUUUAUAAAAUCGAAAUUUCCUACUAUUGUAGAACGCAUUAUGCGCAAAUUGAAGGAACGACAGCGGGUUGUAGAUCAUUAUCGCCUGACAAAGGGUUUCAGCUACUUCGAGGACGUAUGCACGUGCUCUCUGGCUUGCAUGGUGUACACUCUGAGCAAGGAUCCGUUUGUGAGAAGCGUAUUUGCGUCCCUCGCAUUGUUUGCGGUCGGAUUAAAGCUGUGCUCCGAGCUGGAUGCAUGGGAGAUGCCAAGUCGCGUUUCAUAACAUUAGAUGUUAUCAAUAUUAAUUAUUAUUAAACUUCCUCGUCAGUUAUAUUAAAGUAUAAACUACCCGAGUAACAAACUGACACCAUUAAACGUCAAAAUAACGUCGA
Messenger RNA from Nylanderia fulva, 2254 nucleotides. Lineage: Eukaryota; Metazoa; Arthropoda; Insecta; Hymenoptera; Formicidae. The record is from RefSeq and is a predicted model, not a curated record.